Saccharomyces kudriavzevii IFO 1802 is the source of this 321-nucleotide messenger RNA. It is a transcript of the gene RBL2, whose product is annotated as Rbl2p. The record is from RefSeq and is a predicted model, not a curated record. Gene Ontology annotation, biological process: tubulin complex assembly; post-chaperonin tubulin folding pathway. The transcript has a single exon. Bases 1 to 321 code for a protein of 106 amino acids. Gene Ontology annotation, molecular function: beta-tubulin binding. Gene Ontology annotation, cellular component: microtubule cytoskeleton; cytosol. NCBI's taxonomy places the organism in Eukaryota, Fungi, Ascomycota, Saccharomycetes, Saccharomycetales, Saccharomycetaceae.
AUGGCACCCACACAAUUAGACAUUAAGAUUAAGGCCUUGAAGAGACUGACCAAAGAGGAAGGUUAUUACCAACAGGAACUAAAAGACCAGGAAGCUCAUGUGGCGAAACUAAAAGAAGAUAAAUUGGUUGAUCCGUAUGAUUUGAAGAAACAAGAAGAAGUUCUUGAUGACACUAAAAGACUGCUGCCUACCUUGUAUAAGAAGAUCGGAGAAUUUAAAGAGGAUCUAGCGCAAUUUUUAGAGACAUACCAAGGUACUGAAGAUAUAGGUGAUGCAGAGUCAGCUAUCAUUUCCGCCCAGGAAUUACUCGCUUCUAAGUAA